Messenger RNA from Dracunculus medinensis (Guinea worm), 1458 nucleotides. The record is from the annotation of a GenBank genome assembly. Lineage: Eukaryota; Metazoa; Nematoda; Chromadorea; Rhabditida; Dracunculidae.
AUGGAUCAGCUGAUAGCUAUAUAUUAUUUCAGAUCACCAAAUAAUAAUAACAAGAUGUCAACAGUUAGAGGAAAAUUAUAUUGUACUGCUUUAUGGGCAAACUCAGUUUCUGUCAAAAAACAGAAAGACAAUAUUAUAUUCCACUUUUUCCAAGGAAAAGAGGAGAAGAAGAAUAAUUUUGAGCUGAUUCCAUCUUCAUUAAAGUUAUGUGAUGAUGAUUGUAUUGAGUCAGAUGUGAGUUUGAAAUCUCGAUUCUUAAAUAACUCAAAAAUCUUAAAACGUUGUUCAUACAAUAAACGAAUUCAAACAAUCGAAGACAUAAUUCGUGAAGAACCUUUGCCAACCUUUUUUAAUGCAUUUGGAACAUUCUUGUUUCGACAAAAUAAAACGUCCAGAAAAUUAAAACCAGUUAAGCCUAAUGUGGAGUACCACAUCAUGGUGAAUAUUCAAUCAGCUAUAAAUCUUGCUGAACGAAUUGAAGGAGGUUUAAAACCUUUCGUGAUCGCCCGCUUUCAGUUCGUAAAGUUAAAAGAUAAGAUUUGUUGUUUUAAGGUAGUUUCAAAACUGGACAGCGAUAAUCGUGAGCCAAAUUCAAUCCACGAACAAGUAGAAUAUUGUUGGAUGGGGUUUGUGCGAAUUCCUUUCUCAACAAUAUAUGGAAAUGGAAAAAAGAUUAAGGGUUCUGCGCAGUAUCUUAGCUAUUAUGUAUAUAUAUGUAUACAUACAUAUAUAUAUAUAUAUAUAUAUAUAACCAAAAUUUUUGCGGUAUUUUCAGGUGAACGGUCAGCAUUUGUUCUAAUCGAAUUAUCGAAAGUUAUGCUAUUGCUGAAUCCAUCAGAUGGUAAUACAUAUUACGUAAAUGAUGCGUUUUGUCCAUUGAAACAAGUCGGUUGCGCCAUAAAUAAUUGCAAUAUUUAUGGAAAUAUUCAACCAUAUGAUCAUCCAAGUCAAAUGAGCUUUAAUUUCAAGAGCAUUAAUCACUGGAAAGCAAUUUUUGAAACGGAUGUAAAUGAUAUUGAAUCAGUUCAACCAUCGCUAAUCACUUAUACUAAAACGAAUGCAGAAUCAGUGAUGGAACUUCGAUCAACUUUAGAAAGGGAAAUUCGACUAAAAUUUGAUGAAUCUCGACCCUAUGGUAUACCACAUUGGAAUGUUCUUAUUUCCAGAAUGUUACGUGAAUUACUGAAUGAAUUGGACUCAAUGAAUCCUAUUAAUGAUAUAAAUUGCAUAGAAAAUCGGUUAAGCGAGCUAAGACGAGCCUAUAAAAUAAAUCUGACAAUAUUUCGACAAUCUUAUACAAAUGUUGAUUCGAUUAUUGAACACGUUUUGCAUACGAAUUUACAUAUGAAUAGUGAUCAACGUCUACAGUUCGCUUUUGCACUUCACAUAAAUGCAUUUGUUUGCAAUAUUUUAUCGGUUUCUAUUGCUAUCGCAUCUUUAUCACCGUUAUCAUCCUAA